UCUCCUACGAUCAUUCUUUGUAUAAACCCUAACUAACGAAACCACUGUUCUCGAUCAUCUCUGUUCGUAUAAGGAGAUAUGCCUCCGAAGGUGACUAAAUUAAAGGAGGCACCGGUGGAAAGGCUGAUCCUUGGCCGUUUCUCGUCUCAUCUGAAGAUCGGAAUCGUGGGUUUGCCAAAUGUGGGAAAAUCUACACUCUUCAACACACUCACAAAGCUGUCUAUACCAGCUGAGAACUUCCCAUUUUGUACCAUUGAACCUAACGAGGCACGUGUUCAUAUUCCAGAUGAGCGAUUUGAAUGGCUAUGUCAACAUUUCAAGCCAAGGAGUGAGGUCUCAGCGUUCUUAGAGAUACAUGAUAUAGCUGGGCUAGUUAAAGGAGCACAUGAAGGUCAAGGGCUUGGAAACAAUUUCCUAUCUCACAUUCGUGCAGUUGAUGGCAUAUUUCAUGUUUUACGUGCAUUUGAAGACCCAGAUAUUAUACACGUUGAUGACUCUGUGGAUCCUGUAAGAGACAUGAAAGUUAUAGCUGCAGAAUUACGGCUGAAGGAUAUGGAAUUUAUCGAAAGAAGAAUUGAGGAUCUCGAAAAGAGCAUGAAGAGGAGCAAUGAUAAGCAGCUAAAAGUGGAGCAUGAAUUAUGCCUGAAGGUCAAAAAUUUUGUCAAGGAGGGAAAAGAUGUCCGGUUAGGGGACUGGAAAGCUGCUGAUAUUGAGAUCUUGAAUACUUUUCAAUUGCUGACUGCAAAACCUGUUGUUUAUUUGGUUAACAUGAAUGAGAGAGAUUAUCAGAGGAAAAAGAACAAGUUUCUGCCGAAGAUUCAUUCUUGGGUGCAGGAGCACGGGGGCGAGCCCAUUAUCCCUUUUAGCUGUGCCUUGGAAAGAAAUCUAUCUGAUAUGCCUCAAGAUGAAGCAGCAAAAUACUGCGAGGACAACAAGGUACAAAGUGCUCUUCCAAAGAUUAUAAAGACCGGAUUCUCAGCUAUUAGUCUAAUAUACUUCUUUACUGCUGGCAUUGAUGAGGUAAAAUGCUGGCAAAUUCGAAGGCAAACCAAGGCUCCUCAAGCUGCUGGAGCAAUUCAUACUGAUUUUGAAAGAGGGUUCAUUUGUGCGGAGGUAAUGAAAUUUGACGAUCUUAAGGAUCUUGGAAGUGAGGCUGCUGUGAAGGCUGCUGGGAAGUACAAACAGGAGGGAAAAACUUACGUGGUACAAGAUGGAGACAUAAUCUUUUUCAAAUUCAAUGUGUCUGUUGGUGGCAAGAAGUAACAGUAGAGUAUGCAACAGUUAGUUGUUGGUUUUUGACUUGCAAAAUCUUGUUUUCUGGUUUUUGUUUGAAUCUAUGGCUACUUGAUGUAGAGCUACCCAUUGAUAGAUUAAAUAUGGC
This is a messenger RNA of Cynara cardunculus var. scolymus (artichoke), 1381 nucleotides long. Its product is annotated as obg-like ATPase 1. Lineage: Eukaryota; Viridiplantae; Streptophyta; Magnoliopsida; Asterales; Asteraceae. Gene Ontology annotation, molecular function: ATP binding; ATP hydrolysis activity; GTP binding. The coding region runs from base 79 to 1263 and encodes 394 amino acids. The transcript has 12 exons. The record is from RefSeq and is a predicted model, not a curated record. Gene Ontology annotation, cellular component: cytoplasm.